AUGGGCCUCGUAGACUACUCCGACUCGGAAUCCGACAGCGAGGCGCCGCAGCCAAACGCGAAGAAGCCGUUCCAGAAGAUCGUCGACCGAUCGCAUCCAGGCAAGAUUCUCGUCAGCCUACCGCAGACCGCCGCCGCAGACGAGCCGGCGGGGAGCGAGGAGCCGGCAGCGAAGCGCAUAAAAGUAGGAGGAAACCGAUUCAGCGGCUUCGGCUCCUUUCUACCGCCUCCCAAGGCCGCGGGGAAACCUCCACCUGCGCAGGGCAUUGGUGGUGGCAAAGCGGCACCCCGGAUUGGCGUGCACCUGAAGACGAGCUCGGAGGCUGCCUUUAGCAGAGAUCUAGGCGGAGGCGAAGACGAAGAGGAUGGCGCGCAGUCGAAUGGGUCCGGUUUGAGCCUGCCACCGCCAAAAGCGCAAGCUCAGCCGUCGAUACCUGCGGACCAGAAGCCAGAGGAAGAGGUGAAGCUCGUGGGCAAGCCGUUGAUGUUCAAGCCGCUGUCGGUGGCGCGGAAACCGGGGAAGAAGACCGCAGCGAAGGCGGGAGUAGGGAAGACAGCCACUGCGCAACAGAGUCGGACUUCAACACCAAUUGCGGCUCCUAAGGAGGAAGUGAAGGAACCGCCAGCGAAGAGGAAGAAGGUGUCUCUCUUCUCGAUAUCAGACGAGCCGCCUACAGCAAGCACACCUGUCGUAGACGAAACAAGCUACGAGCCUCUAUAUGAUGGCUAUGACGACGGCGCAAACGGCGUCGCCGACGACCUCGACAACUAUCAGUACGACCAAGCACCGCCCUCCACAUCGUAUCAUCCCACCACCACCACAUCCGGCGCGGAGUCCCUCGACACCAUAGCCGACGACCUGAACCUGUCGGCCGCGGCGCGGCGCGAGCUCUUCGGGCGGGGCCGCAGCGGCGCCGGCGCGUCGGCGUCCAAGGUGGUCAACUUCAACAUGGACCGCGAGUACCAGCACAACGAGGAGCUGCGGGCCGCCGGCGAGCAGCAGACGUACAACCCGGUGCGCGCCAUCGCCCCGGGCAAGCACAACCUGCGGCAGCUCGUCAACGCGGUGCAGAACCAGCGCGAGGCGCUCGAGGAGAACUUUGCCAAGAACAGGGAGACCAAGAACCAGGCGGCCGGGCGCUAUGGGUGGAGGUGA
Phaeoacremonium minimum UCRPA7 is the source of this 1155-nucleotide messenger RNA. Its product is annotated as putative mitotic checkpoint protein prcc protein. The record is from RefSeq and is a predicted model, not a curated record. The coding region runs from base 1 to 1155 and encodes 384 amino acids. NCBI's taxonomy places the organism in Eukaryota, Fungi, Ascomycota, Sordariomycetes, Togniniales, Togniniaceae. Gene Ontology annotation, cellular component: nucleus. The transcript has a single exon.